Molecule: messenger RNA, 702 nt
Organism: Alternaria atra
Lineage: Eukaryota; Fungi; Ascomycota; Dothideomycetes; Pleosporales; Pleosporaceae
Exons: 3
Coding region: 1-702 (233 amino acids)
Source: RefSeq, a predicted model, not a curated record
AUGGCUCAGUAUGGUCCAACAGCUCUUCCUCAAGGUGCCAACGACGGCGGUGACGGCUCGACCAAGGAAAAAGCGACCUGGAUAGUUGGCAGCGACAAGACCGCACGAAGCUUCGUUGUGAAGCAGUACGGCAGCUAUGUCCGCUGCAAUAUGGGUAACGCCCUCAUGCUCUGGGACACAGGGUUCCGCAUCAUCUUCGACCCGCCCACCGGUCGGCGAGCAAAGUUCGAGUGGAAAGGCAGUGGUAGUCCACAGUACCAGGCCUUUGCUCAGCAGUACUGGGAGAUCCAGCAAGAAGAAGAAGAAGAAGCUUCUCUAGCGAGGGGUGAUCGCUUGCCUGGAGAGGAUCUUGGUGAAGACGCCGAGGAAGAGUUCGAGGUCGUAGGAGAUCCUGUCUUCGACUCUGUCGAACAGCCACCUUCGACUCCUUCGAGCGGUACACCCGGCAACUUCGCUUCGUCUUCUUCUGGUGGUCGCGGUCGUGGCAGCCCCUCCACUCCUCGAGGUCGCGGCUCCGGCGGCCAGCCAGGAUCCAGUCGUAGUUCAGGUGGUCGCGCCUCUGGAGGACUUUUCAGCACACCUCGAAGUCAAGGCUUAGGUGGCUCCGGACGAUCUCAGCAGGGUCCAGGAUCGCCAAAGUCACCUUCGUUCGGCAAGGGCAAGGGUCCAGCUAGUGGCUCCCCUGGAGCUGGAGCGGCUUGA